Protopolystoma xenopodis is the source of this 273-nucleotide messenger RNA. The record is from the annotation of a GenBank genome assembly. Lineage: Eukaryota; Metazoa; Platyhelminthes; Monogenea; Polystomatidea; Polystomatidae.
GUUCGAAGUGUCAUCCUGGACCAGUCGGCAAUGGGUAAGCGUCAUCGCGAUCACUCCACUACAGGCAGUACUUUGAAGCCGGGUCGUAACAGUGCUCUACGACAUUACUUCUUCGGCGAGAAAGGUGAUCGUAAACUCACAAUAAAACAUUUUCUCGAGUUUCAGGACCGGUUGCUUGAUGAGGUCAUGCGUCUGGAGGUGAGUGUAACUACCGCCUUUCUCUAUUCUUCCACCUUCAGCUAUUUUAUAAUUUGGACGGGCUCCAAUUUAUAG